Molecule: messenger RNA, 663 nt
Organism: Aspergillus ibericus CBS 121593
Lineage: Eukaryota; Fungi; Ascomycota; Eurotiomycetes; Eurotiales; Aspergillaceae
Product: GIG1 family protein
Exons: 2
Coding region: 1-663 (220 amino acids)
Biological process (GO): N-acetylglucosamine metabolic process
Cellular component (GO): cytoplasm
Source: RefSeq, a predicted model, not a curated record
AUGACCGAAAUUGGGGACGUCAGCGAGCUGAUCAAAAAUCCGCCCUUCGAACUGAGCGAGGCUGACAGAGAGUCACUCUUAAUGAAGGCGGAGGAUUUUACCCCCCACGCCUGGAAUGACAUCAAGCAGAUCAUCGCGAACGGCGAUCUGUCCAUGCUGAAGCGUGGCCCCACGGAUCUCCGGAACUACAUUCUGUGGACUCGGCAGAUUAGGGCCAGCUACGGCUCGGUCAUACAAUAUGUCCUGAGCGAGCGACUGCAUUGGGACCCCCCGGCAGAUGGCAGCAGUUUUCCGUGCGUCGACCCAGUUCCAUUCGCGAAUCCAGCCGACUACCGGAUUCUUCGCAACGACUGGCCAUAUGGGACAACUCCUGACAUCACCCACCUGGUGGUGUGGCUGAGAACGCCGCUCGCUGUGGAUCAGGAAGGUGACCCGACUCCAGAGUCGAGGCAGCGCAUCGACAACUUUGUGCAAGAGACGUUUGCCUUUGCGCGUGAGCAUAGCGAUGGGCUGAUCUGGUUUAAAAAUCGGCAAAAAUGGCAGAGUGUUCGGGCAAUUGAGCACAUCCAUGUCCUUCUCCGGGGCGUGGACGAUGGUCUAGUGACCCGUCUGACCGGUCAGACUCCAGAAGUAAUGACUUGCCGUACAUACGUUCCGCGGUGA